CAUUUACUGAUAGAUCUAAAUCCGAAUAAACCACACCCAUUAAAUGGAGGAAAGCAGUAGGCCAUUAGCUGAACCAUUAGCUCCUCUUCCUCUCGUUCAAGACGUAUUGGAACGUUUGAAGUUUGAUGGAACAUUUGAUCAGUUUAGAAAAACUUGCCUGUCUGCCAUUGAAGAAGAACCAUCUUAUCGAGCACAGAAAGAACAUGUUGAGGUUCUCUCCAGACGCUUUCUUCAUGAUUAUGAGACAAAAGAAAUGACAAAAAAUGAUGUACGAACAAAAUUGAGACUAUCAGUACUGGAAGAAAUUAAGAAACCUGGUGUACAAGCAAGUCAGACUAUGGAGGAACUAGUUGAUAAAACUCUAGAAUCUAAAUCUGGUGAACUUUUCAAAAAAAUUCUUGACAUUGUAGACAACAUGCUCCACCCACCUGAACCACACCCACCGAAUGAUACUAGCAUUUUAAACUCAUCUCAUCAACCAACAGGUAUAUCAACUCUAUCAGAUCCAACUCCUCCUACUAGUGUAGCUGGGACUGGUUUGGCUGGUAAUACAUUUGAGUUGCCGAUAGAUCUCUUAUCAUUUUCUAGUGGAAGCUCUUCCUCUAAUUUAAAAAAGGAAGCCAUUAAAAAGAUAGCAGGUAAAGGUAAAUUAAAGCCAAAUGAAGGAACAACUAUCAGCGGAAAGGAGCUUCAGAAAAAAGCUGGCAAAGUUGAUUUACCAGGAGAAGAAGGAUUGCUGUCCGUUGACAAGGAGAAGAUUAAGAAGCAAAAAAUGGAGAAAACUGACACGAAUGAAAAAGAGCACUUAGAAACACAAGACACUCAGGUACCUUCUAGCAAUGAAGGGAGGGAGAAAGAGGAAAAUGUAAUAGAGAGAGAUGAUGCAAAGAUAGAACCAACAUUGUUAGAUAUGAAGAAAGACCUGACAUUGUUAGAGAACAAAUCUGAAGAUGCAUUGCACACAGAAGAAGAGAGUGAGGAAAAAAAGGAGACAGAAGCAGAUAAAGGGAAGGGAGUAGAAGAUAGAAAUAAUGGAAUAGAGGACGUCUUUGAAGAUGAAAACUUUCCGCCUCUUUCAAACUCCAGGCCAAGACGUAGUGCAAGGCUAGCCUCGCAACAACAGCAAGAAGAAGAGAAAGAGGAAGAGGAGCUCGAGGAGGAGCUCGAGGAGGAAGAGGAGGAGGAGAACAAAGAAAAGAAUCACGGGAUAGAGGAGAAGGAGAUGGAACAAGAGGAGGAGGAAAAGAAUAAAAAUGAAAGAACGAGAAGAAAAAGAAAGAAAAGGAUCAGCCAAAGUGAGCAAGAUGAGGAGGAGGAAGAAGAAAAAGGAAGGAAGAGGCAUCCAAGAAAGAAGCAGAGACUCCAGCCAGUCAGAAGUAGUGGGAGAGUUAAGAAGAGAUUAUUGAGUAGCACUAGCUCUGAAGACAAGCAAUCACACGAUGAAUGCCAUGUAUCUUCAAGCAAGAAAUCAGAUUCACCUCAACCAAUGUCACCAAGUGUUAAGGAAAAGAGAAUGAAGGUUGCUAGUCGUGGUUCAAAGACAGAAGAUACAUGUAAGAUUGAAUCUGAAGACGACUUUGAUGAAGAGCCCAAAAGAAUAGAGACUAAAGGAAGGAGAUCUAAACGGAGUAGAAAUAAGCAAUAGAUGAUUAAAAUAAUUAUUAUAAAUAAUGAUUAAUAUUAUACUCGUUCAAUUGCACAUUAGGUACAUUAUGCCUCAGUUAGGCUCAUUACCAUCAAGAACAUUAAUAGUA
This is a messenger RNA of Amphimedon queenslandica, 1754 nucleotides long. Its product is annotated as transcriptional regulator ATRX homolog. Lineage: Eukaryota; Metazoa; Porifera; Demospongiae; Haplosclerida; Niphatidae. The transcript is spliced from 3 exons. Bases 44 to 1645 code for a protein of 533 amino acids. The record is from RefSeq and is a predicted model, not a curated record.